AUGUCUGUGGGCCCGUCGCUGUUGCCUCCCCUCUGGGGGAGGACCUUUCUACUUCUGGUGUCCGUGGCUGUGACUCAGUCCCACUGGCCCAGUGAACCUUCGGAGGCCGUCAGGGACUGGGAGAACCAGCUCGAGGCGUCCAUGCACUCCGUACUCUCAGACCUCCACGAGGCUGUUCCCACGGUGGUUGGCAUUCCUGAUGGCACGGCUGUCGUUGGACGCUCAUUUCGAGUGACCAUUCCAACAGAUUUAAUUGCCUCCAAUGGAGAAGUCAUCAAGGUAUCAGCCGCGGGGAAGGAGGCCUUACCAUCCUGGCUGCACUGGGACCCACAGAGCCACACCCUGGAGGGUCUCCCCCUCGACACCGAUAAGGGGGUGCAUUACAUUUCAGUCAGCGCUGCACGACUGGAGGCCAACGGAAGCCACGUCCCCCAGACUUCCAGCGUGUUCUCUAUCGAGGUCUACCCUGAAGACCACAGCGAGCCGCAGUCGGUGAGGGCGGCCUCACCAGACCCCGGCGAGGUGGUGUCCUCGGUCUGUGCUGCCGACGAACCCGUGACUGUCCUGACAGUCAUUCUGGAUGCUGACCUCACCAAGAUGACCCCAAAGCAAAGGAUCGACUUGCUGCACCGGAUGCGGGGCUUCUCCGAAGUGGAGCUACACAACAUGAAGCUGGUGCCUGUGGUGAACAACAGGCUGUUUGACAUGUCGGCUUUCAUGGCAGGCCCAGGCAAUGCAAAGAAGGUGGUGGAGAAUGGGGCCCUGCUCUCCUGGAAGCUGGGCUGCGCCCUGAACCAGAAUAGUGUGCCUGACAUUCAUGGCGUGGAGGUCCCUGCCAGGGAGGGUGCCAUGUCUGCCCAGCUCGGGUACCCCGUGGUGGGCUGGCACAUCGCCAACAAGAAACCCCCUCUUCCCAAACGCAUCCGGAGGCAGAUCCAUGCCACACCCACGCCUGUCACGGCCAUUGGGCCCCCCACCACGGCCAUCCAGGAGCCACCGUCCAGAAUUGUGCCCACCCCCACGUCUCCAGCCAUUGCUCCUCCAACUGAGACCAUGGCUCCUCCGGUCAGGGACCCUGUUCCUGGGAAGCCCACAGUCACCAUUCGGACUCGAGGUGCCAUUAUUCAGACGCCAACCCUUGGCCCCAUCCAGCCUACUCGGGUGUCAGAAGCUGGCACCACAGUUCCCGGCCAGAUCCGCCCAACAAUGACCAUUCCUGGCUACGUGGAGCCCACGGCAGUCAUCACCCCUCCCACGACAACCACCAAGAAGCCACGAGUGUCUACAUCCAGACCGGCCACACCUUCUACUGACUCCACCACCACCACUCGAAGGCCGACCAAGAAGCCGCGGACACCCCGACCGGUGCCCCGGGGCACCACCAAGGCGCCCAUCACCAGACUGGAAACCGCCUCCCCGCCGACGCGCAUCCGCACUACCACCAGCGGGGUGCCCCGUGGAGGGGAGCCCAACCAGCGCCCGGAGCUCAAGAACCACAUCGACAGGGUGGACGCCUGGGUCGGCACCUACUUUGAGGUGAAGAUCCCGUCGGACACCUUCUACGACAACGAGGACACCACCACUGAUAAGCUGAAGCUGACCCUGAAGCUUCGGGAGCAGCAGCUGGUAGGCGAGAAGUCGUGGGUGCAGUUCAACAGCAACAGCCAGCUCAUGUAUGGCCUGCCAGACAGCAGCCACGUGGGCAAGCACGAGUACUUCAUGCACGCCACGGACAAGGGGGGCCUGUCGGCGGUGGACGCCUUUGAGAUCCAUGUUCACAAGCGCCCGCAAGGGGAUAAGGCUCCCGCACGCUUCAAGGCCAAGUUGACAGGUGACCCCGCAGCUGUGACGAACGACAUUCACAAGAAGAUUGCCCUGGUGAAGAAGCUGGCCUUUGCCUUCGGGGACCGCAACUGCAGCACCAUCACCCUGCAGAACAUCACCCGGGGCUCCAUCGUGGUGGAGUGGACCAACAAUACCCUGCCCCUGGAGCCCUGCCCCAAGGAGCAAAUCACGGCGCUGAGCCGGAGGAUCGCCGAGGAUGACGGGAAGCCUCGAGCUGCCUUCGCCAACGCACUGGAGCCCGACUUUCAGGCCAUGAGCAUCGCAGUGACGGGUUCUGGCAGCUGCCGGCAUCUCCAGUUUGUCCCAGUGGCGCCACCCAGGAGGGUGCCUUCAGAGGCACCAGCCACGGAGGUGCCAGACCGGGACCCUGAGAAGAGCAGUGAGGACGACGUGUACUUGCACACAGUCAUCCCGGCCGUGGUGGUGGCGGCCAUCCUGCUCAUCGCGGGCAUCAUUGCCAUGAUCUGCUACCGCAAGAAGCGGAAGGGCAAGCUCACCCUGGAGGACCAAGCCACCUUUAUCAAGAAGGGGGUACCCAUCAUCUUUGCGGAUGAGCUGGAUGACUCCAAGCCCCCGCCCUCCUCCAGCAUGCCGCUGAUCCUGCAGGAGGAGAAAGCCCCUCUCCCCCCUCCCGAGUACCCCAACCAGAGUGUGCCCGAGACCACUCCCCUGAACCAGGACACCGUGGGAGAGUACGCGCCCCUGCGGGAUGAGGAUCCCAGCGCGCCGCCCUACCAGCCCCCGCCGCCCUUCACAGCCCCCAUGGAGGGCAAGGGCUCCCGGCCCAAGAACAUGACCCCCUACCGGUCGCCCCCUCCCUACGUGCCCCCUUAA
Molecule: messenger RNA, 2679 nt
Organism: Rangifer tarandus platyrhynchus (Svalbard reindeer)
Lineage: Eukaryota; Metazoa; Chordata; Mammalia; Artiodactyla; Cervidae
Source: the annotation of a GenBank genome assembly